Messenger RNA from Bubalus bubalis (water buffalo), 1328 nucleotides. RefSeq names its product proenkephalin (gene PENK). Gene Ontology annotation, molecular function: opioid receptor binding. The coding region runs from base 215 to 1006 and encodes 263 amino acids. Gene Ontology annotation, cellular component: plasma membrane; neuronal cell body; dendrite. The record is from RefSeq and is a predicted model, not a curated record. The transcript is spliced from 3 exons. Gene Ontology annotation, biological process: sensory perception; neuropeptide signaling pathway; chemical synaptic transmission. Lineage: Eukaryota; Metazoa; Chordata; Mammalia; Artiodactyla; Bovidae.
GCUCCCGGACGAAUUAUAAAGUGGCUCCUGCCGCCGCAGCCUGGACGGCGAGGGAGGCUGGCGAGGUCGGAGACCCGUCUCUGCGCUGCAGCCGCGGCGACGCCGAGGACCGUGAGACUGAGGCCCGGCCGCUUUCCUGGCUCUCCCCCCGCCGAGAGUCGCCCCGGACCCGGUUUCCCCGACCGACCUGCGUGCCCCGAACAGCGGCAACCCCAUGGCGCGGUUCCUGGGACUCUGCACUUGGCUGCUGGCGCUCGGCCCCGGGCUCCUGGCGAUCGUGAGGGCAGAAUGCAGCCAGGACUGCGCCACGUGCAGCUACCGCCUGGCGCGCCCGACCGACCUCAACCCGCUGGCUUGCACUCUGGAAUGUGAGGGGAAACUACCUUCUCUCAAGACCUGGGAAACCUGCAAGGAGCUUCUGCAGCUGACCAAACUAGAGCUUCCUCCGGAUGCCACCAGUGCCCUCAGCAAACAGGAGGAGAGCCACCUGCUUGCCAAGAAGUACGGGGGCUUCAUGAAGCGGUAUGGGGGCUUCAUGAAGAAAAUGGAUGAGCUGUACCCUCUGGAAGCGGAGGAAGAGGCAAAUGGAGGUGAGGUCCUUGGCAAGAGAUAUGGGGGCUUCAUGAAGAAGGAUGCAGAGGAAGAUGACGGCCUGGGCAACUCCUCCAACCUGCUCAAGGAGCUGCUGGGAGCCGGGGACCAGGGAGAGGGGAGCCUCCACCAGGAGGGCAAUGAUGCUGAAGACGUGAGCAAGAGAUACGGGGGCUUCAUGAGAGGCUUAAAGAGAAGCCCCCACCUAGAAGAUGAAACCAAAGAGCUGCAGAAGCGAUACGGGGGUUUCAUGAGAAGAGUGGGUCGUCCAGAGUGGUGGAUGGACUACCAGAAAAGGUACGGUGGCUUCCUCAAGCGCUUCGCCGAGCCCCUACCCUCCGAGGAAGAAGGCGAAAGUUACUCCAAGGAAGUUCCUGAAAUGGAGAAAAGAUACGGAGGAUUUAUGAGAUUUUAAUCCCCUUUCCCAUCAGUGACCUGAAGCCCCAGCAAGCCUUCCUCUUCCCCCAGUGAGAGACUGCUGCGCUGGUGUGUUGUAUUGUCUCGUGUCACUUGCAUUAUAUAGUUGACUUGAGAGUCCAGAUAAUUAACUAUACAACCUGAAAGCUGUGAUUCCAGGUUCUGUGUUCUAAGAAUCUUUAAGCUUUUAAAUAUUGGUGUGUUGCUGCUGUCUUGUUUCCAUGCUCAGUUUUUGUUAUCACUUUGUCCUUUAUUUUUGACACAAUGCCAAUAAAUGCCUACUUGUGUGUAGAUAUAAUAAACCCAUUACCCCAACUGCA